Alternaria hordeiaustralica is the source of this 1623-nucleotide messenger RNA. RefSeq lists its product as uncharacterized. The coding region runs from base 1 to 1623 and encodes 540 amino acids. The record is from RefSeq and is a predicted model, not a curated record. Lineage: Eukaryota; Fungi; Ascomycota; Dothideomycetes; Pleosporales; Pleosporaceae. The transcript is spliced from 2 exons.
AUGUUGAUCAUGCCUGAUCUAGAAGGACGGAUGGAGGAGAUGCCAGAGGAUCUUUAUAAGGAGAUUGCCCGUGAGGUCGAUCGGAUGAUCGGCACUUAUUUGACUGCAUCAGAGGGUGAAACUACCUUUAGGAUGGCUAAGCGUAAGCUUUUGGAUGAUUACGAAGCAUUUGAAAGAGAAAGAGAGGCUGAAAGGAGAGUAAGAAGGAGGGUAGACGAUGCGGCGGCAGGAGAUGUGCCUGAGAUCACAGUUCAGUCUUCAUCUUCCACAGGUCAAUCGGAGGGAAGUCUGAUUCAUGAGGAAGAAACACAACAAGAUGACGAGCUAGAAAUGUAUAUGCUAGGCUACAAUCCGACAGCAUCACACUCAAGCCCUGUACGAGAGCGGCCCUCGCCCACAGCUCCCGAUAUCGAUCUCAACUUCUCGGACUUCAGGAUACCGUCAUCGGAACAGAGUAGGGGGAGUCGCGGAAGUCCAUCCAGUCUAGGCUUUUUGAACAAUUACUCCUCUUCGCCGCCUGCACGGCCGUCAAAUCCGACGCCUCGUCGGGGUCGUGGCGGUCCAUACAGUAGCGACGAUACACCUUCGCCACAGCGCCUGGGCCCCGUAGACCUUUCUAGUGAGGAUGUUCCAUCUGGCGAGGACGAACAGCCGAUCCUUCGUCCAUCGAAUCCUACACCUCGUCGUGCCCAAGGCUCUAUAGGUGUACAAGUCGACACGCCACGGCCGAAGACUGCGCGUGGGAAUAGAGCUGGCCUCAACCAAGGGAGCCAUGUCACACAUAUCUCUGCUGUCUUUCCAGAGGACCACUCGCCAGUGCAUGAAGCACCUCAGCCGCGCAUCACCGGCAGAGACAUCCGUGAGCGUCGCGAAAAGGAACGUGCUUCGAAUGCCGUAAAGACAGCUCGGAAGCCUCGCAACACUAUCCCGCUAGAACAGCCGCCCAGCGCAAUGGCUGUGAGAACGCGAGGUGAAGUUCCCGGGCACUGGCUUCCUUCCAUACGAGAAGGCCUAUCUCCGCACGUGAGCCCUGCGGAAGGCACAAAACAGUAUCGCGUUGCGGAAAGUCGCAAGCUUAACAAACUGCUUCAGGGCGAAAGGGCCGAACGCCGUAAUUUCCGGAAGUACAUACCGCCCAUUGGCGAGGAGCCGCAUGGACAUGAAGAAGAGCCACUCGCCGAGGCAGCGGAGGCGCGAAGACAAGAAGUGCUUCCUGAGUCCAGUCGAAGUGAGAUACCAUCCAGAUUCGCAUCGAUCGAUCCAGAAGUUGCACAAGACGAUGAUAUUGUACACGUCGAAGGCGCCACCGAAUCCUCCUCAUCGACAGGAGCUAUCAUGACGGCCUCGCCAGCAGUCCGCCACGACAACCCAUUACCUGCUGCUGCGGUUCAAUCCUCUUCGCCAAGAUCAAAGUCAUUACCUCAGCCAGCGACCAAAGGCCAAUCGCGAAGGUCGGCGGCUCCUAGCCCACCUGAGAGGCCUACGCCGAAGCUUGCGAAAACGUCAGCCGCGAAGGCGCUGGCUAAGACACCUGCGGAGACACCUGCGAAGCAAAAGGCUCCUCCAACAACCGGGACGCGGAAGAGCGGAAGAAUUGCAAAAUUGAAGGGUGAGAAGAAGUGA